AUGACGACUAGGCUUGUACAACGGACAUUGGCCGGAGAAGUAGCAGUAGUGAAGUGUGGCAAAUGUGACAAGAUCUGCAAGAAUCUAAGGGGAUUGCGGAUACAUCAAGCCAGGACUGAUUGUGGGAAAUCAGACACCCAGACGCAACGCUCAGGUGGUACACCUGGUGAGACGUUGGAGGAUCCAAGUCGGGAAGAAUCCCAUAGAACUAGGAACCUCUAUGCUUCUGAGAAUCUGGUUUCAAACACCCAGGGCAGGCAGCAGGAAGAGGACGACCAUGACCCUCUUCUUGAUCUGCUUCCCCCACUGGACGAUGACACUCCAGCACAUGCAGAACCAGCACCACAAGUACAAACAGCUCCGGGAGAUGAUGAGAAGAGGCGCCCGCGGAUAGCAUGGCCCAAGACGACAGACCGGCGAGCGUGGCAGGAGCUAGAUCGAGACGUCUCCGCUAUACUGGAAACAACCCUCCAGGGUCCAGCUGACCGAAAGAUAAGAGCUAUGACGGGCCUCAUCUAUACUGUAAGCAAAGAGAGGUUUGGCUUGGCUGAGAAGAAACCAGAGAAGCCAGCCCCAAUCAUCAGCAGAAGACAGAGGUUAAUCAAACAGACCAGAAAGGAGCUUACAAGUGUAAAGAGGCAGUAUAGAAAAGCCAAGGAAGGAGAAAAAGUAGGACUCCAACAGUUACGAAGCACAUUACAUGAGAAACUGAGCACUCUCAACAAGGCUGAGCAAACAAGACAGAGGAAAAGAAAGAGGGAGAGGCAGAGAGCUAGAUUCAUCCAGAAUCCAUACCAGUUCUCCAAAGACAUCCUUGACAACGAACGAUCAGGAACAGUAGAGAGCAGUAUGGAGGACAUAGAACAGCACUUACGCAAUGUCCACAGUGAUCCUUUACGGGAGGUUCCACUGGGUGACUGUUCAAGGCUAGAACCAGAAGACCCACCAGAAACUCCUUUGGACACAAAGGAGCCAUCAUUGUCUGAGGUACAGCACGUGGUGAAGAAAGCAAGGACAGGCUCAGCCCCAGGCCCUAAUGGCAUUCCUUGUCGUGUCUAUAAGAUGUGCCCAGGCAUACUUCGGAAACUAUGGACCCUACUUAGAGUUAUUUGGAGAAAGGGCAAAAUCACGGAUUGCUGGAAGAGAGCGGAGGGAAUAUUCGCCCCAAAGGAGAAGGACUCGAAGAAUAUUGGUCAACGAUGCGUCGAGCAUACCAGUGUUCUCAGCCAAGUGAUCCGGGAAGCACGAGUGAACCAUGAUGUCCUGACUGUAGUGUGGCUAGACCUUGACAACGCUUAUGGAUCAAUACCCCACAAGUUGAUUGAGAAGGCACUUGAGCAGUAUCAUGUACCAGAACACGUUUGUAACCUGGUAAAAGACUACUACAGAGGCAUUAAGAUACGCUUUGCUGUGGGAGACAAGACAACAGCAUGGCAAAGCUUGGAGAAAGGCAUUGUCACAGGAUGCACAAUCUUUGUGGUCCUGUUUGUGAUGGGUAUGAACCUCAUCAUCAAUGCAGCGAAGAGAGAGACACGUGGUCCAAAAGCAGCAACAGGAAUCUACCUACCUCCAAGGUGGAUGCUUUCGGCCCUAGAAGAGACAGCAACUUGGUCCAGAAUGAGGUUCAAACCCAGAAAGUCCAGAGCACUUGUUAUCAGGAAAGGCCAACCUACCAAGAAAUUCAAUCUGACAGUGCAAGGUGAGGACAUACCAUCGAUAAUGGACUGCCCCAUUAAAUGCCUUGGGAAGUGGUAUGAUGCUACACUCCAAGAUGGGAACAACAUCAAGCGCAUCAAGAACCAGCUCAUUGAAGGGCUGAAGCAGAUUGACAGAAGCGGACUACCUGGCAAAUUCAAGGCCUGGUUAUUCCAGAAUGGACUUCUCCCACGACUGAUGUGGCCACUGAUGCUGUAUGAGGUGGCAACAACAGUGGUGGAAGGACUGGAGAGAACCAUUAGUAGGCAUUUGCGAAAGUGGCUUGGCGUACCACCCAGCUUCAGCAACAUUGGGCUGUAUGGACGAUCAAAUCAACUACAGCUCCCAUUGAGUUCGUUGGUGGAGGAGUACAAGGUGGCAAAGGCCAGACUUGUCAUGACGCUGAAAGAUUCAAGGGAUGACAUGGUCCGAAGAGCAGGUGUUGAGACCAGGACGGGAAGAAAGUGGUCCGCUAGCCAGGCUGUAGCGCAAGCCGAGAGCCGCCUACAACACAAAGACAUUGUGGGAACAACGGCAGUGGGAACACAAGGUCUGGGCUCUGCGGAGUCGAGGAGCUGGAAGAAGGCGGACAGUAGGACAAGGAGGGAGAUGGUCCAGGCAGAGGUACGUCUGGCCGAAGAAGAAGAUCGAGGCAUAAGGGCAGUGGCAAUGGGGUGCCAGGGUGCUUGGACAAAGUGGCAGACUACAGGAAAGAAGAUGACAUGGGCGGAUAUCUGGCGUAGCGAACCUCUGCGCAUCAGUUUCCUGCUCAGGUCAGUCUACGACCUGCUACCUUCACCAGCAAACCUGCACAGAUGGGGAAAACGUGACGACCCAACCUGCCAACUUUGCGGAAAGAUAGGCACGCUAGAACAUACACUAUCGUCUUGCCAGACAGCCCUUACACAAGGAAGAUACAGGUGGAGACACGACAAGGUCCUCCAAGAACUGGCAGACAUAGUGGAAAGGGAGAGGCGAAAGAAGAGGACUGUGAAAGAGACCGGGAAGAUGCAGUUUGUUAAGGAAGGGGAAACCAUCAAGAAGCAGCAGACGCAAGCAGCAUCGUUCCUAGAUCGUGCGCAGUCAUGGGAGAUGGUUGUUGACCUGAAACGAAGGCUGGUUUUCCCAACUGCGGACCCACCACCAGGAGAAUGUCUUUAA
Dreissena polymorpha is the source of this 2856-nucleotide messenger RNA. RefSeq lists its product as uncharacterized. The record is from RefSeq and is a predicted model, not a curated record. Lineage: Eukaryota; Metazoa; Mollusca; Bivalvia; Myida; Dreissenidae. The transcript is spliced from 3 exons. Bases 1 to 2856 code for a protein of 951 amino acids.